CAUCAACUCACCGAGGCACGGACUCGUCCGCUACCCAUCAGCACACAAAUCUGCGCACAGCAACGCAAAGCCCUCCUCGAGGGAGCGCAGCGCGCUGAUGUCAUGCUCAAUGUUGGCUUCGGACCACCAUCCGAACGAGCAGCCGACCGACCGAAUGACCUCACGCACGGCAAGGACGAUCACCGUGCAUGCCACGGUCAUCUCGAAUACUGUGACGAGGUGAGAGUGUGCGUCAG
Molecule: messenger RNA, 236 nt
Organism: Mycena citricolor
Lineage: Eukaryota; Fungi; Basidiomycota; Agaricomycetes; Agaricales; Mycenaceae
Source: the annotation of a GenBank genome assembly